AUGCGCGCCACAACCUACACCCUCCUCGCCCUCCCCCUCCUCGUCUCCUCCACCCUCCUAACCCCCCCCCUAGCCCACCGCUACAUCCCCCAACAAAUCCUCGUCAACUUCUCCCCCCUCACCCACCCCUGCACCGCCUACGCCAGCACAGACACAGCCUGCGGCCUCCUCUGCCUCCCAGAGGGGUACACCUGCUGCCCGGACAAGCUGGGUGGUUGUAAGCCCGGCGAGAGCUGCGUGAAGGGUGAUAAUGGGGAGUAUGGCUGUUGUGGUGGGGGUGGGGGGAAGUGUACGGGUGAUGGGGGGAUUGUGGAUACGGGGGGGAGUAAGGAGACAACGACGGGGGAGACGGGGAGUAGUAAGACGACUGUGACGAGGAGCGAGAGUACGACGACUGUGAAGGACACGGAGACGAGUACGGGGGAGACGAGCACCACAACGGGGGAAUCGAGCACGAGCACGGACGCGGAGACAACAACGACGAGCGCGGAGACGACGGCUACUACUGAUGCGCAGCCCACGCCGACGGGUGAGACGACGGCGGCGGGACCGACUGUUACGGGUGGUUCCGCGGUGUAUGGUGCUGGGUCGUUAGGGGCUGUUGGAGCGGUUGUUGUGGGGUUGUUUGUGUUGUAGGGCGUGUGUUCGGGCUUGUGCUGUAAUGGGGAGUGAGUGUGCGGCUUGAAGAUAGUUGUGGGAUGGGGGAUGGAUGUGAUGAGGGGUUGAUGGGGGGUGUUUGGAGCUGGAGCGAAAAUUGCAGGACGGACGGGAGAGGGGUUUGGAUGGAAGAUGGGUGGUUGGAAGAUGGAAAGUGGUUUAUACCCCCAGCGCAUCAAGAUCUGCCCUGCACUCUAGCAGAUGAUGAGGGGUGAGGGGAUGGAUAUGUGGCGUGGGUUGUUAAUACUGUAUAUGAAACCAAGAUGGCAGCAUGCAUACUUAAAUAGCAAAAUCAAAGAUGAGAUUUCAUAAACCUGC
Messenger RNA from Pseudogymnoascus verrucosus, 975 nucleotides. RefSeq lists its product as uncharacterized. The coding region runs from base 1 to 636 and encodes 211 amino acids. NCBI's taxonomy places the organism in Eukaryota, Fungi, Ascomycota, Leotiomycetes, Thelebolales, Thelebolaceae. The record is from RefSeq and is a predicted model, not a curated record. The transcript has a single exon.